This is a messenger RNA of Homalodisca vitripennis (glassy-winged sharpshooter), 1245 nucleotides long. Its product is annotated as non-classical arabinogalactan protein 31-like. The transcript has 2 exons. Bases 32 to 1132 code for a protein of 366 amino acids. The record is from RefSeq and is a predicted model, not a curated record. Lineage: Eukaryota; Metazoa; Arthropoda; Insecta; Hemiptera; Cicadellidae.
CUUGCACCGCCGGAUUCACAAGCUAGGCGUUAUGCAAUACAAGAUAUUCCUGUUCGCCCUAGUGGCGCUGAUAGCACUAGUUGCGGCGGAAGAGAAGAAGGCCACGGAAGAGAAGUCGGCAGUGGAGAAGUCAGACUCGGAAGCGGUGGAAGACAAGAAACAGGAGAAGAGAGGUUUGUUCGGGUUCGCCCACGGGUAUGGAGGACUGGAUGAAGGCUACGGCGGAUAUGGUGGAGGUAUCGAGCUCGGAGGCUACGGAGGCGGAGGCUACGGGGGUGGAGGCUACGGGGGUGGAGGCUACGGGGGUGGAGGCUUCGGCAGUGGAGGCUACGGAGGCGGGAGCUAUGAGGCUACUGGAGGCUACGGUCAUGGCGGUUACGGUCACGAAGAACAUGUCAAGGCCAUCACUGUCACUAAGCAUGUCCCAGUUCCACAUCCAGUAUAUAUAGAGAAGAAAGUCCCAUACCCAGUAAAGGUCCCUGUCGAUAGGCCAUACACAGUCCACGUACCUAAACCCUACACCGUGCAUGUCGAGAAGCCUGUCCCAUACCCCGUCAAGGUUCCCGUUCCCCAGCCCUACACCGUCCAUGUCGAGAAGCCCGUUCCAGUUCCAGUCAAGGUCCCUGUUGACCGUCCCUACCCCGUUCAUGUACCCAAGCCCUACCCUGUCUACGUAGAGAAGAAAGUCCCUUACACUGUUGAGAAGCACAUCCCUUACCCAGUCAAAGUCCCUGUGGAUCGUCCAUACACCGUCCACGUACCUGUAGAGAAGCCAGUGCCCUACCCUGUAGAGAAGCCUGUACCUUACCCCGUCAAGGUCCCAGUCGACAGGCCUUAUCCUGUCCACGUGCCCAAGCCCUACCCUGUAACAGUCGAGAAGCCUGUGCCUUACCCCGUAGAGAAGCCUUACCCAGUCAAGGUGCCCGUCAAGGUACCAGUCAAAGUACCUUACCCAGUGGAAGUUAAGGUGCCCGUCCACAUCCCAGUACCUGUGAAGCAUCACUAUGAGCAUGACUAUGGCGGUGGCUACGAGAGCUAUGGAAGCGGUUCCGAAGGAGGUUAUGGAGGAAGCUACGGAGGAGGAUACGGAGGUGGCAGUUCUUCUUACUCCUCCCACACAUACCAUCAUUAACUACGUUACCUCGACUGCUGUUACCAUUACUGAACUCCUUUAUACUUUUGUAAUAUAUGUGUAUAGUUUACUUUUUAAAAAUACGAAUUUUUAGUAAAUAAACUGGUUUUAUA